CACGUUUACUAAUAUAAAACCUUGUUGUUACUUUCUACUCUCAGGAGCCCGCAAAUAUAAUACUCAAUAUCUUGCGUUCAUUUUUACAAGAUUGUCUAGUUAUCAAAAAUUUUGAAUGAGGUCAAUUCAGUAUUCAACGUUAAUAUUAUUGUAAUCGUUUCUGAUAAAAUGUCUCAGCAAUUUGUAGGAUGUAUGGUAUCAAUAAAAUGCACUGAUGAUUUGGGUACUUUUCAAGGUCAAAUUGUGAAUUUUAAUCGGCAAACAGUCACAAUUACAAAAGCUUUCAAAGAUGGGGUACCCCAUCCAUCGCAACAGGUUACCAUUAAUGCUAAAGAUAUUCAAAAUUUAGAAAUAAUUUCCACUGAAGAAGCAGGAAACAAAGAUGUACAAAUGCACAGUAAAGUAACUGUAAAAAGGCCGAUAGCAAAGCGUGCUAACCGAUCAAUUUCUGAAUGCAUCCCAACAACUACCUCAUCUACGGCUAAUCAACUCCAAUCAAAUUACAAAAAACCUACUGAACCAUCUCAACCAGAUUCGUCAUCUAAUGGAAGAGUUGCUUCUGCUGAGAUAAACACCAAGUUCAAUCAAAAAAGAGCCUCACAACGUCAAAGAUGGCAAGAAAGAGAUGAACAAGCUUUUGGAACACCGAUUGAUCAAUCAAUGAAUCAAGAUUUUGAUUUUGAAAAAAAUUUAGCACUAUUUAAUAAAGAGGCUGUGUGGGAAGAAUUAAAUUCUUUAAAACCAGAUAUAGUUCGACAAUCAGAAACGAAUAGAGGCAAAUACCGUCAUGAUGAAAAUAUUAUAGUAUCCAAGCCUACAACAUAUAGACAAAUAAUAGUACCUCUAAGUGAUGAACGUGAAUAUGCCACAGAUGAUGGACUAGUGAUACCAAGCAUUACAGUUGAGCUUCAUCGACAAUUAAUUGGAGCAGCUGAUCGGCUUGGAAUUAGCUGGGAAAGAAGAGUUGAAUUAUUAGGAAGAGCUGGCACUGAAAUUAUUAUUCAACUAUUAGGAGGAGCACAUCGAUUGAACCCAAAAAAUGCUCAUCAAUGGCCAACAAUUGUUGCACUUUGUGGACCUCAUCGUUCAGGUGCUGCUGGAGUUAAUUGUGCUCGACAGCUUUCAACACAUGGUAUAAAAACAGUAGUUUAUGUCGAAAAUUCAGAAAACGUCUCUUUACUUCAAGAACUCUCGUUAUAUAAAAUGACGGGAAACAAAGUUGAGAUGAAAAUGGAUAAAUUAGCGUCAAUAAGCUCAGUUGAUCUGAUAAUAUUAGCACUUUUUGACGAACAUUCAUCGAAAAAUAGCACACCUACAGUUGCUAAAUGGGUCAACAGCAAUAAGGCUCCUGUCCUCGCAAUUGAACCUCCGUCUACGGGCACUCCGGGUAUCUUAAGUAAAUUUAGUCUCGUUGGGGGAUUACCUUUAUCGCAUAGCCCAGAUAACGGGCGACUAUACCUUUGUAAUUUGGCAUUGCCAAAUAAAGUUUUUUCUGAUGUUGGAAUUACUUAUAGAUCACCUUUCGGUCCUAAAUUCGUUAUUCCACUUCAUUGUGAUGAUUCGUAAUAGAAUUACGUGAAAUAUUAUUUUAUCCAAAACAAAAUAUUGAAAAAAUAGUGAUAUAUUACAU
This is a messenger RNA of Chelonus insularis, 1630 nucleotides long. It is a transcript of the gene Edc3, whose product is annotated as Enhancer of mRNA-decapping protein 3. The record is from RefSeq and is a predicted model, not a curated record. The coding region runs from base 169 to 1566 and encodes 465 amino acids. NCBI's taxonomy places the organism in Eukaryota, Metazoa, Arthropoda, Insecta, Hymenoptera, Braconidae. Gene Ontology annotation, cellular component: P-body. The transcript has 6 exons. Gene Ontology annotation, molecular function: mRNA binding. Gene Ontology annotation, biological process: P-body assembly; deadenylation-independent decapping of nuclear-transcribed mRNA.